Molecule: messenger RNA, 3212 nt
Organism: Lucilia cuprina (Australian sheep blowfly)
Lineage: Eukaryota; Metazoa; Arthropoda; Insecta; Diptera; Calliphoridae
Gene: Septin4
Product: septin-2
Exons: 4
Coding region: 1553-2815 (420 amino acids)
Biological process (GO): cytoskeleton-dependent cytokinesis; regulation of exocytosis
Cellular component (GO): microtubule cytoskeleton; cell division site; synaptic vesicle
Molecular function (GO): molecular adaptor activity; GTP binding; GTPase activity
Source: RefSeq, a predicted model, not a curated record
GUAUUAUAUGGUCGGCCUCACCCGACUAUAAUUUCUUACUUGUUUUUAUUUAUAAAUUUCUAUCAAAUAAAGAAAAAACCCUAACCACAAAUUUCUAUAACAUUUUAAUUACACAAUUAGUCAUAAUUAAAAGUGGUCCAACACAAAAGUAAUUUCUAGAUUUAAGGCCGAUUAAAAACUAAAUUUACUUGCGUAACAUAUGUAUUUAUAUGAGGAAUUCUAGUUUAAAAAUACUAUGUUUGGUGCUUACAAUAAAUCCGAAUUUAAAUAUUUCCUAAACAAAUUUUAAAUGUUCAAAAAGAGGUGAUUCAUAACUUUUCUAAUUAAUUUAUAAUUAUAUAGAUGUCGGUAGCGUUUUUAAUUUUUUUAGGAUUAAAUUUGUCCCAUGUGAAAUUAUCUUUUUUCGCCUAGCCCUCAGACAACCUCACCACCUGAAGCAUUUUUCGCUGCUAUAACGUUAACUUAUAUACAUAUAUAUAUGAUCUUGCAUUUCAAUACUCAAAGCAUGGUUCCAAACCAUAUAAAAAGAUAAUAAUUGAUUUUUAACAAUUUGUAUAAAAAAGCCGGAAAAAAUUUAAUUUGGAAAUUAUUACGCGUUUUAGAAAUGUUAUUAAUAAAUGAAAAGUUUGAUACCGGUAUUAAAUAGUUUUGAUAUAAAUUUUGAGACUGUAAAAGAAUGGACAAAAAUAAAACAAAAUUUCCAUACAAAAUAUAUUUUAUAAACCGUUUAUAAAAUAAAAAUUUUGUGUGCGAAUAAGAGGGUAUAAAGGUAUCCAGAUUUAGAUAGUUGAGUUUAAGCUUUUACGUUUAUAAAAGAAUUCAUCAAUUUUUAUGUUUUUAUAUAUUUGGUUAGGACAUAUCUUCGAUACAAAAAUAAAAAUAAAGUUUUGAGAUAAGCACGUUUACCAAUAAGAAUAUAAUUUUGCAUGAUUUGACUUUAGUAGCAUAUUUAAAGCAUAAUUUAAAGAUGUCUCAUCUUUUACUCUUUUAGUGCAUAUUUUGAUAUAUUUUUUCGUUCAUGUAUAUUUUUAAAAUUCUUUUUUUAAAACUUUAUUUUUAAAAAUUUAAUUUCUUUAAUAUUUUUUUAAUUCAAGAUUCAUGAAACCAAUGCAUUUCAUGAGAUCAAUACAGUUUUAUUGUUUAACAGGCUAUUAACGAUGUUUAGUGGAUUCUAUGAAAACGCCGAUUAAAAUGACAAUAAGCUAUGAGAGAAAUUUUGAAGGAUGUAUAUUCAUUAUGAAUAUUAUUAUAUUUUUCGUAUUUUUUCGCUUUUUAAUAUAAAACAAAUAUUAACUUUUUUUAAGUUUAUUUUUAAAAUUUGAAGAGCAUAUUUUUGUUACUGCAUAUAUAAGUUUUUUAGCACUUUUUAGAGAGAAUAUUUUUGGCUUCCCAGAUUAUUACAUUUGAAUAACAUUGUUAACUUAAAACCCAUCAAGACGUUUCUCGGCAAGUGAUGGUAGUGUAAGAACGCAUGUCUCCGGAGCUACCCGAAUUUCCGCAUGUCGUACCGUAGUCUACAGUAGUCCACGCCCGUUAAUUGAUCAAAAAUAAAAUGCCAAACCUAAUAUUUAAAUCAUUGUCCACCACUUCUUCGAAUGGUAUCGAUGGCAAUAGCAAUUUCUCAAACAGUUCAAUGCUACGGGAUUUUAUUGAAACUAAUUCGGACUGCAGUGCUAAUAAAUAUUCAAAGCCUAAAACACCGUUGUUCGAUAAGGAUCGUGACUAUAUAGGCUUUGCAACCUUACCUGAACAAGUGCACAGGAAAUCUGUGAAAAGAGGAUUUGAAUUUACUCUUAUGGUGGUGGGCGAAUCCGGUCUAGGAAAAUCAACUUUGGUGAACAGUUUAUUCUUGGGAGAUCUGUAUAAGAAUAGAAUUAUUCCACCAGUAGAAGAAAGAAUUGAAAAAACAACACGAAUCGAAAAGAAAACAAUGGAUAUCGAAGAGAGAGGUGUUCGCUUACGUUUAACUGUUGUAGACACGCCAGGAUUCGGUGAUUCUAUAAAUUGUGAAGACAGUUGGAGAGUGUGCACAGCGUAUAUUGAUGAACAGUUUCGACAAUAUUUUACGGAUGAAAGUGGAUUGAACAGGCGAAAUAUACAAGAUAACAGGGUGCACUGUUGCUUAUAUUUUGUGCCACCUUGGGGACACAGUUUACGUCAAAUGGAUUUGGAUUUAUUAAGACGAUUACAUCGAAAAGUCAAUAUUGUACUAGUAAUUGGGAAAUCAGACUGUUUGACUAAGACCGAAGUUCGAAAUUUAAAGGAACGUAUCUUAAGAGAUUUGGAAGAUAGUCAUAUACAGUUGUACCAAUUUCCCGAGUGUGACUCAGAUGAAGAUGAAGAUUUUAAACAACAGGAUCGCGACCUAAAAGCUUCUAUACCAUUUGCUGUUGUAGGAAGCAAUGCGAUUCUCGAUAUAGCUGGAAAAAAAGUUCGCGGACGACAGUACCCUUGGGGAGUAGUAAAUGUUGAAGAUCCGGAGCACAGUGAUUUUAUUAAAUUAAGGACCUUCUUAAUUUCGACCCACAUGCAAGACCUAAAAGACACUACUCAAGAUGUACAUUAUGAAAAUUUUCGUGCUCAAUGUAUUUCACAAAUUUCGCAACACGCCCUGCGAGAACGUGGCAAAUUGAAGCGUGAUUCAAUUAGUUCUACAAAUGGAUUUGAAGCAGCAAUUUCUGAAACUGAUCGUCUGUUAUUACAGAAAGAUGAGGAAAUUCGACGCAUGCAAGAUAUGCUAACACAGAUGCAGGAAAAACUUAAGCAGACACAUAUUAUGGAGAUGAAGAAGAACGACACUGUCAUUGAUGUUUAGAGUUCAAAACUGCCAAAAAAGAGGGGGGUAUUCCAUUUGACUUCUUUUCUUUGAAACUACAUUCCAAAUAAAAAGUCGUAUGGUAUUGACUUUCAUAACGUAUAAUGUCUCUAAAAAUAUCACUGUGCUACAAAAUAAAAACACAAAUAUAAGGGCAACAAAAUAAAUUAUUAUCGCUGAAAGGCCGAUCCAGUAAUCUCUAAUGUUUUUUUUUUUUAAUUUAAAUCUCAUCACAUUAUUUUUAAUUUUUUAAUAUGAUUGUUUUAAAUAAUAAAUUAAUAAGUAGUUUAUAGAAUAAAUGGUAUUCCUUUUCAAUUAAGAUUUAAAAGUUAUUGUAUAUUUAAAAGAUCCCGUUUGAAACUCAAAUACUGAACCACUAAAGAAUAUAUCAUAAACG